This is a messenger RNA of Endocarpon pusillum Z07020, 426 nucleotides long. RefSeq lists its product as uncharacterized. The record is from RefSeq and is a predicted model, not a curated record. Gene Ontology annotation, cellular component: vacuolar proton-transporting V-type ATPase complex. Gene Ontology annotation, molecular function: proton-transporting ATPase activity, rotational mechanism. Gene Ontology annotation, biological process: proton transmembrane transport. NCBI's taxonomy places the organism in Eukaryota, Fungi, Ascomycota, Eurotiomycetes, Verrucariales, Verrucariaceae. The transcript is spliced from 4 exons. Bases 1 to 426 code for a protein of 141 amino acids.
AUGGUCGGUGCCAUUCUCCUUUCAAAGUCUGCGCAGAAUUCAGCAGGCAUUCAGACACUGCUAGAUGUACGCUCCGCUCCAGCUCUGCAUGUCAAUAGACCAUCUGACAAGCCACAGGCAGAGAAGGAAGCUCAGAAGAUUGUGCAGAAAGAUCGAACCAAACGAGUGAAGGACGCCAAGGCCGAAGCACAGAAGGAAAUCGAAGAGUAUAGGAAGAAAAAGGAAGAAGAAUUCAAGAAAUUCGAAGCCGAGCACAAGCAAGGAAACAAGAAGGCUGAAGAAGAUGCCAAUAAAGACGCAGAGGCUAAGGUCAAGGAGAUCGAAGCUGCUGGAAAGAAGUCGGGAGCCAAGGUAGUGGAGGAUCUGUUGAGAAUGAUCACGGAUGUGAGGCCUGAAGUGCCAGACAAGAUUGCGGUCAACUCAUGA